AUGGAGGCUCUCAACCGACUGCGUACAAGAUUAGACAAAAACCGCACGCCGAUCACCCAUGGUGUUGUUGAGCCAAAACCCUUCAAUCCCACAGCUGCCCCUCAACCCAGCACCGAGCCAAAUACUUCAAGUAACCCCAAAAGUUCACCGUCAAAUCUUGUCUCGAGACGUUCACAAUCAUGGCCGGUGGAGUUAGAAACACCACGGUUCCAUCUCAAGGUACUCAUCUACUGCGUCAACUUGGGCCAGCUAAGAUCUAGAACUUCGGGGUUACCGCAGCGAGACCUGAGCUGCUGGACCUUCAUUUCAUAUGGUCUAGCCAAUGUUGCAGGAGGUGAACUUGUUAUGACCCUUCUAAGGCGAGAGUCUGAAGGCCCUACUGCAUAUCCUUUAGAUUUUUUGCGCAUCUGCGACCGAUUCUACGGAGAAGCUCAGCGACAUUGCAAACAGCUUCGUCGUUGGCAGGUAUUAGAACUUGAAGAACCCCUGUUUGAUCGCGAAGACUUUCACACAGUCAUUCUGGGCUUUCAAAAUACGGCACUUGUGGGAAUGGAGAUUCUGGAGGCCGAAAAGGUCACUAAACCAUAUUUUCAUGUCCUUCUUUUAACGGAUGAAGAGGCUGAUGUUGCCGAUAAACACGGCAUGAUGCGCGCAUUUAUCGUUCGCCUGGACUCACCCCCAUUCUUUCCCUGUCCAGAAUUCGUGGAUCGGGAUAGAAAGUCGGGCAGCAGCCUGUCCAAUAUGAAGGGAAGUUCGUCAUUACGCACAUCUUCAAAUCAGUUGGCAAUAAAAGGGCUCAAUGUGCUUCAGGAAGGGACGGACAUUUACCUGCUUGUGCCACCUGGUCAGGCCGAAGACUUCAAAGCCUCAAUCCCAUUUAGAAGCACUGUUGGUCAGAUUCCGCUGCGCAUUGAGUCUGAAAUGCAUGAGGCAUGUGACAGUGUCUACUAUUGGGAUAAGCCAAAUGAUUAUCCAACGCGGCGGCUAUGUGCCGGACCUCUGGCCAGCCAACUGACUGCAAUGAACUUUCUCAAUAUUUGUCCAAACCAGUCCACGCCUGCGAUUACGCCAGUGGAGGAUGGUUGUUUAGGUAAGUACUGGAUAACUACCUAA
This is a messenger RNA of Penicillium daleae, 1113 nucleotides long. RefSeq lists its product as uncharacterized. The transcript has a single exon. The coding region runs from base 1 to 1113 and encodes 370 amino acids. The record is from RefSeq and is a predicted model, not a curated record. NCBI's taxonomy places the organism in Eukaryota, Fungi, Ascomycota, Eurotiomycetes, Eurotiales, Aspergillaceae.